GAAGCAACAGAAAGAAACCGGUGGACCUGACGCUUUCGUUUUCGAAGGCUCUGGAAACGAUCAUAUCUUCAGGGAGGCUAUAAAUUUGGCUUCGUUUCGAAUUCUCUCUCUCAUCUUCGUCUCUGCACUCUGUAUAUCGGUAUCUCUCUCCCUCUCUCUCUCACGUACACACACGCACAUAGAUUCUAAAGGCGAGCCGGAGCUCCGGACUGUCAAGAGGAUCCCGCCGUUUGUUAUCGGAUUCGGAUCGGCGACUGCACCGCUUGUCGUUCCCGAUUGAAAGUUCGUUAUUCUUUAAGAAAUCCAUAUAAUUAGUAGUCUGUUUUGAUCUGAAUGGCUUUAAUUUUGCGUUAAUUGUUCACAUCGUAGGUAAUUUGGUGCUGCAGUUUUUUAAUUCUGUGUGUUUGUGUUUGUGUGCUUAAGCGUUAGGUGUGUGUGAUAUGCUAUCGUGUUAAUGCUGAGCUUUUGAUUUCGCAGUAACGUAUUUUCAAUGAAUUGUGUUUAUGCUUCAUUUUUCUGUUGCUGUAUUGUUCAUCAUGCAUUGCGUGGAUUGCUGUGGAUUUGAUUUGGUGAAUGGUUUUAUGUUCCAUCUUGUGCUGUUUGAAUUUGUGUUGUUGGUUUUGUGAUGAUUGUUGACUGGUUGACUGUGACGAAUUUGGUUGUUGCUGCUGAUGAUGAUGAUGACGAUAAUCGAUAUGUUUGGUUUAGCUAAUUUUUGAAAGAAAUGUGAUGGCUGCCUUGGUUACUUCUUCUGGUAGAUAAUCUUUUCCGUGCAUGAAAUUUAUGUCCAAGAUGAAAUGCUAUGUGAGACCAUUGGUUUUCCUUGGGAAAGAAGCCACGUCUAACUUUUUGUUUGUAAUUUCUACAUUUCGUUUAUUUGUGGAUUCAUCAUUAGUAUUACAGAGGGAGAGGAGGAAAAUAGAAAAUGGGUAGCUGUGGAACAUGAUGCAUUUGUUUUGUAUCAUAGGUGAUUCUACUCAACAAGGUCUUUUUUGUUUCUUUUUACUGACGGUGCACUUUUUUUGGUUGAGAAACUAGAAACAAAAUUAGGGCGGUGAAAUCUCUCUAUUACUUGCCAGUUGAUUUCAGCCAACUGUUGAAUAAUAACAUACCCAAACGGACACGUGAUGUGACUGGGUUAUAGUAGGUCUUUUUUUAUUUGGACGAGGAUUUAUAGUAAUUGGAUAGCAAAUAGAGUUCAUGCUUGUGGGGUGAAAUGAAUGGCAAUUUGGUCCUUUUGUUGUGGUUGUUCUAUAUAAGCUUCUGAAAUAGGCGUGUGAAGUGAGUAUUGUCAGCCAUCAUUCCCUCUUUAUGGCCCGUGCAUCUCGUUUGGUGUACCUCAGCCUCUUGUUUCUGAAGCAGCCCUUGUUCAUCCAGAAACACCAAGGUUAAUGUUGUUGGGCCUUCCUCCGGACCUUGGUUUCAGGUACUGAGCUAUAGUAGCUCGUUAUAGAUAACCGUUAGGGCCUUUAAAGUAUAGGGCUUCAGUGUUUUGGGGUGUUAACUACCAGUGCAAGUGGAAUACUUAAGGAUGCCAGUUCUGGAUUUCAUAAUGCAAAUGAUAAAAGAAAGUAUUACCUGAUAUAUUUUCUGAUAUUAAUUAUCGGCCUUUUCAGUUUCUGUUACUGAGGAUGGGAAAACAUUACAGCUUGUGUUGAGUCUACGGCUUGGUUGCAGCUUGAGGCUUGUGGAUAUUUGUUAAAAUUUAAGGAGACUGCUUUAACAAAUUACCUAAGAUAAUUUUCUUUGUUUUUAAUUGGGUUGCAUUGAAAGGGCUGUUAUAUCUGUACCAGAGGUGAAAUUUCCAACUCCAGAGUGUAUAUGCUGGUUUAUCAGGGUUCUGAUUGAGGGGUUUGAACGUCUUACCAGUAAAUAUGGUUCUUCACAUCUCCAUCCGAAGAUGUCAGCGUAUAUUUCUAGUUAGAUCUUGUGGUCUCCUCUUUCUUGGCGCCUAUAUCCAUGUACUACCCCAUUGUGAAUAUUCCGUACUGAAACUCUUUGUAGCGGAAACAUCAUUUUCUGAGUUGUCUUAUCUGCCCCCUUGUGCUAAUCUGAGCAUUUGUCUGCUCUUGGUUAUGAGUUUCAAAGCUCAUACUCCAAGUACAUUGUUCAUUUCAUCCCUAAACCUGUUAUUAAAACUCGUCAAGUUGUAAGUAGUUUAGUAGAGACAAGAAUGACAAGAAUGGUGCUCCACUUAUCUGGUUAGGGACUUAGCCUUGCAUGGGUGCUGUGGUCCUUGAAGGAGAGUUAAUUUUCUCUAAAGGAAAUCAAGAGAUGAAAGUUGUGAUUCUUUUGUAGUUCAUAACUCAACUAUAUAGAUGAUGAGAGAACUCCACAAGUUUCAAGCAGUGACACUCAAAGUCUGACGGUAUAGAGUUUUUAAGAUUUUGCCUAUUGGGUAAGUUCAGUACUCGAAGCAGACAUGGUGGAUAAUUUCCAUUUAAGGUUGGGGUGUCAAUUCGUCGUGCCCAGUAUAGUUGGAUUUGGUUCUGGGACUUCUUCAAGGAAUCAAGUGAUGCAAUGUUAUCGCUUACUUUCAACAGAUGGAAGCUCUGGAGUUCCCCAGCGCUGCAUUGUAGUUAUUGUUUGGGAUGCUUAUAGAUCUACUUGUUUUGAUGAAUCCUCCUCUUGGAGAAAUGCUGAUUGGAGCUGUUCAACCUUGCUUGGAUUUUGUUGUUGCUGAUUUCAAAUGUCUGCAGCAUUAUAGAAGAAAGCAGAGUUUCAUGGGGUGUUUGCCUGGCUUGAUCGGGUGACUAAUAUGCCCUGAGGAUUAAUCAUUGUUGCUAAAUAUUUUUGUACAUGCAGGUGCUUUAGGCCUUCUGCAAGCUUCUAAAUAUUAUCAUAUCAAUUUGGAGAUAAGCAACAUAGAAUGGUUAGACAGAACAAAAUGGAGGAUGCCCAUUUGAAUCUAUCGUGCAUGCUCACUGUAGAAUCAAAAGUAGAAUCAAGGGAUACUGGAAAGGCCACUGAAUUGUUGGAGAGAGGACACAUGGAGUAUGGCUGUUCGCACUACAGGCGAAGGUGCCGCAUUAGAGCUCCUUGCUGCAAUGAGAUUUUUGAUUGUCGCCAUUGUCAUAAUGAAGCAGAGAACAAUAUCAAUGUCGAUCAGAAGCAUAGGCAUGACAUACCACGUCAUCAAGUCAAACAGAUGAUAUGUUCACUUUGUGGCACUGAGCAAGAGGUUGGACAAGUUUGUGUUAACUGUGGUGUAUGCAUGGGGAAAUAUUUCUGUGGGACUUGCAAGCUAUUCGAUGAUGAUACAUCUAAGAGACAGUACCACUGCAAUGGAUGUGGAAUUUGCAGAAUCGGAGGGCGUGAGAAUUUCUUCCACUGCUACAAGUGUGGCUGCUGCUACUCAAUUAUGUUAAAAAACAGCCACCCUUGUGUGGAGGGAGCAAUGCAUCACGACUGCCCUGUUUGCUUUGAGUUCUUAUUUGAAUCAACAAAUGAUGUUACGGUGAUGCUGUGUGGACACACUAUUCACAAGGAUUGCUUAAAAGAGAUGAGGGAGCAUUAUCAAUAUGCGUGCCCUCUUUGCUCCAAAUCAGUUUGUGAUAUGUCCAAGGUAUGGGAGAAAUAUGACAUGGAGAUUGCAGCUACACCAAUGCCUGAACCAUAUAAAAACAAAUUGGUCUGGAUCCUCUGCAACGACUGCGGGAAAAGCUCACAAGUGCAGUACCAUGUUGUGGCCCAGAAAUGCCUGAACUGUAAAUCCUACAACACUCGCCAAACGAGAGGCUGAGCUAGUUGGCUAUGGUUGCAUCAGAAUUGAUUUUGGCUUUGGCUAUUAUUGUGCAGCUACGUGUGUCACAAGACUCGCAACAAAGGGCUCCGUACACUCUUUUGACCACCUGGCUGUAUCAGUGACAAAGGGAAUUGUGGUCCUGCGAUUGUCCUGUUGGAAACCUGUGGCUGAAUGCACCGUUGCGAUUCGCUUUUUGUUUCUGCGUUUCUUUUCCUCAUCUAUUUAUUUAUUUACUUCUGUAUGUGUGGUUUCACCUUGUAAUUAAGCCAAGAGUAGCCAUGAUGAUUUCUCGAUUUAUCAUCUGGAUGGAUGAUCUCUUGUUUUCCUCUGUAAUCCUCUCGUCAUUCUCAAUUGCGUUUGGUUAUUCGAACAGUAUUCCCCACUCCGGCAAAUGCAUUCAAAUGGUAUCCACUCCUGCAAAGGCACCGCCCCUGAGCUUCGGUUCACCUGUCUCUGUGGAUGGAGGAGUGGGUAUUAAGAACGUUGACAUGUUUGAGACAAAGUGGAGGGAGUUGAUUUGGAAGAGGCACAAGUUCAUGUGGAAAAAGACAAUCGUACCCCUUUUUAGGCGCAGUUUUAUGCAUUCAACUCGUACAGCUGGGUCAUUGACCAUGGUUUUCCUAUAAACUAAUCUGAUUCGUGUAGUGGUUAUAGAAUUUGGAAAUUGAUAAGAGGGCGUUGGCCUGCAGGUUUUCCUCACUAUGAAGAAGAUGAUUGUUAUUUGAAUUAAAGAAUAUGAAAAGACAAGAAAAGAGGUGCUUGACAGUACAGCAUUUUCAGAGGAA
Prunus dulcis (almond) is the source of this 4530-nucleotide messenger RNA. RefSeq names its product probable E3 ubiquitin-protein ligase RZFP34. The transcript has 13 exons. The record is from RefSeq and is a predicted model, not a curated record. Gene Ontology annotation, molecular function: zinc ion binding; ubiquitin protein ligase activity. Gene Ontology annotation, biological process: protein ubiquitination; ubiquitin-dependent protein catabolic process. Gene Ontology annotation, cellular component: nucleus. Bases 2870 to 3742 code for a protein of 290 amino acids. NCBI's taxonomy places the organism in Eukaryota, Viridiplantae, Streptophyta, Magnoliopsida, Rosales, Rosaceae.